This is a messenger RNA of Paraglomus brasilianum, 1530 nucleotides long. The record is from the annotation of a GenBank genome assembly. NCBI's taxonomy places the organism in Eukaryota, Fungi, Glomeromycota, Glomeromycetes, Paraglomerales, Paraglomeraceae.
AUGAAAUAUCGUUCAACGAGAGGCUUCCCGACGUCUAUAUCAUUUUCGGAAGCUGUCCAACUUGGCCUAUCUCCAGAUGGCGGUCUCUUUAUACCAAAUAGCAUUCCCACCCUUCCGUUUAACUGGCCUUCUACUUUCUUCGAUCUCUCUUUUAAUUCACUCGCUCUAGAAAUAUUUUCUCUAUAUGUGCCAGAAUCUGAAAUACCACGUUCCGAUUUGGAGGUCUUGAUAGACAGAUCAUAUUCUACUUUCAGGCAUCCUAGCGUAGCUCCACUGACGAAAAUCAAAGAUAAUCUAUACGUUUUGGAAUUGUUCCAUGGACCUACGUUCGCGUUUAAAGACGUGGCAUUACAGUUUUUGGGCAACUUGUUUGAAUACUUGUUAGAGAAAAAAAAUAAAAAGGAAGGGAAAGAGGAAAGAAUAACUGUUCUGGGAGCCACAAGCGGCGACACUGGAAGUGCCGCUAUUUACGGAUUGAAAGGCAAAAAAAACAUUUCAGUAUUUAUACUACAUCCAUUUGGGAGAGUAUCACCCAUUCAAGAGGCACAAAUGACAACAGUAUUAGAUAGUAAUAUCCAUAAUCUGGCAGUAAAAGGAACAUUUGACGAUUGUCAGGACACGGUAAAAGCACUCUUUGGGGACACAGAAUUCAACAGCAAAUACCAUCUGGGCGCAGUGAAUUCCAUAAAUUGGGCUCGUAUUCUCGCCCAAAUUACCUAUUAUUUUCACUCAUACUUCCAACUUCUCCGCUCUCUCAAUUUAUCCCCUGAAGCACAGAUCAAAAUCCAAUACUGUGUACCAACUGGGAAUUUCGGUGAUAUUCUUGCCGGAUACUAUGCAAAACGCAUGGGCUUGCCGAUCUCGUCGUUGUUAUUAGCUACCAACUCUAAUGAUAUUUUGCAUCGAUUUUUCUCAACCGGUCAAUACGAGAAAGUACUUGUUGGCAGUGACGCGAACGCAAACACAUAUGUAUAUGAGACUUUGAGUCCGGCUAUGGACAUUGUAGUAUCGAGUAACUUUGAAAGAUUGUUAUGGUAUUUGGCGUAUGAGAAGACUGGUAAAGAAGAUGAAGCGAGUAUCACAGUGAAAAAUUGGAUGCAAGAUGUGAAGGACAACAAGGGUCUGACUGUGGAUGAAGAAAUAUUAAAUAUGGCGAGCAGAGAUUUUACGAGUUGUUGUACCAAUGAUGAUGAAACACUUGAUGUCAUAUCCAGAUAUUAUUCGCCUGAAUCAUCGGAUCAGGUGUCUCACAUUUUUGAUCCUCAUACAGCUGUCGGUAUUGCAGCCGCCGAGAAAAAGCAGAAUGAAGGAGUAAUACAAAUCUGUUUGGCAACGGCACACCCGGCUAAAUUCUCGAAAGCAGUAGAGACAGCUCUUAAAAAUGCACCUCACUUCAACUUUGACGAGAUUCUUCCACCAGAAUUUGUCGGUUUAUUAGAGAAAAAGAGGAGAGUUGUUCGUGUAGAGGGAGCUGAUCCUGGGCUGGUCAAAGAGGUUAUUGAGAGAGAAAUAAGGACAGAGAUGAGUUAA